AUGUUGUCCAAUGCUGUCAGACUUGUGCCAUACCUUCGCAACGUGUUCGACACUAGCGAACAAUUGGCCUUGCAGAACAACAACAGACCACUUACUUUUGACGAGUAUGCGUCACUCCUGGAGGCAGCAGCCCAAAACCAUGAUGAGGUCACCAAAGGAUCCAAGCCCAAGCCCAAUCCUAGGAAGGCAUAUGCUACUGAUGUUGUCACCACUGGUGAUCUUGAACCAGAUCCUUGCCCUCCCAUGUUUGACUUCAACAUUGACAUGGACCUUGGCGACUACUAUGCUUACCGCACGUCUUUGUCAUCUGCUCGCAAGACCUUUCUACCUAACGAACUGUGGCAACAAUUAGAUGAUCAAGGUCGACGUGCCUGGCAUCAACUUCCUGAAGCUGCUAAAGCUGUCAUACUUGGUGGUUCCAACAAACCUUUGCCGCCACCACCACCCCCACCGCCCCCACACCGUUCUGUCAACUUGCAUGAUAUGUCGGCCGCUGAUUUCCUUUCUCAGUUUCAGCAUUCGAGCAUGGGGAGUGAUGUAGGUACUCUGACUUCUGAAACGGAUGAAGAGCCCACACCUGACAAACUUUUAGCUCAUGUCACCAAGCACUCUUCCCUACAGCCUGGGGAGCUACAACGUGUCAUGUCAGACAAGUUAGCUUUGGUUCCUGCAACCAAACAUCGCAAAGGCAAACAAGAAGCCAAAAAUCACGAGAUCGUCAUAGAUGGGGUACGGUACAAAGCAUGUGCAACAACUAUUACCUACUCUGUCCUCCGUGUUAGCACUCGCAAGAAUUUGGCUCUAGUUGAUCGAGGUGCAAAUGGUGGAAUCGCAGGUGAUGAUGUCCGCAUCAUUGUCAAAACCAACCGCUCUGUUGAUGUGCAAGGCAUUGACAAUCAUCAAGUGACCAAUGUUACAAUUGCCACUUGUGCCGGCCUCACCAUGACUCAGCGCGGUCCUGCUAUUGUAAUCAUGAACCAGUUUGCUCACAUUGGAAAGGGACAGUCAAUCCUUUCCAGUGCUCAGAUGGAACACUUUGGAAUUCAAGUCGAUGACAAAUCAUCAAAAGUUGGAGGCAAGCAACAGAUCUCCACUCCUGAUGGUUUUGUCAUCCCACUUGACAUCAAGAAUGGACUUCCGUACCUACAUAUGCGCCCUCCAACAGACUGUGAGCUGAGCAACCCGGAAAUUCCCCAUGUCGUGCUCACUUGUGAUGUUGAUUGGGACCCUAGUGUUUUGGAUGUUACCAUUGAUGUGGAUGAAUGGACCAAGUCUAUACCAGACGAUGGGUCUGAAGAAGGUGAAAGGCCAUUGGAUAGGGUAGGCAUCCUCAAGAGCAAUACAACAGUCACUACACUGAGGGAUUCUCCUGCUCUGGAUGAUGCCAUUGACUUCUUUGAAUCCCACCACUGUGUCAUGCCGACAGAUGGUUUGUAUGAAGUGCAUCCCCGACAAGCUUCAGAUCUCGAUUGGUUUGAGUGCAACAUGGCUGAGCUAUUUGAUUUAGACCCCACCUAUGUGACACCAAUCAUACCUCCAGAGUUUGAAGUUUACGAGUCCCAUCGACGACCAUCUGUUCUCUUUGUCCCUGAGGCACCUAUCGACUUUGACAUUGAGUCUACUCCACUGCGAGACAAGCUCAUAGACUCUUCUCACAAGUCGUCAUUCUCUAAACCCCGACGCAGCUCACGCCGCAAGACAUGUUCUGAGGAUGGGAGAUGGAAUUCGAAGGACAAAACGGAACAACCAAGCCCGCCACCACAUGACCCAAAUGCCUAUGAGUCGGUCCCUGUAGUGGAACCUGUCUACAAGAACCCGAGCUCAGCAGUAAAAUUGCGUGAACAUGACUGGGAACGCCUUCGCAAUGAAGGAGUCGCUACAGAUACUGUCUAUGCAGACACACCCGACAUUGAACAUGGUCAUGUAGCGGCACAAUUCUAUGUGGGGAUCUCCUCUCUUGUCAGUGAUGUAUAUGGUGUCAAUACCAAUGCACAAUUCCUUCAGACACUUCAAGAUAAUGUACGAAAACGAGGAGCACCCAGCAAACUUGUGAGCGAUCGUGCGCAGGCUGAGGUUUCCAAGGCAGUGAAGGACUACCUCCGAUGGCUCUGCAUUGAUGAUUGGCAGAGUGAACCACAUCGUCAGAACCAGAACCCGGCUGAACGAAGGUACCAAGACAUAAAGAGACUGGCCAACAGGAUUCUAGAUCGAACUGGAGCACCUCCAAGCCUUUGGCUUUUGGCACUUUGUUACGCUUCUUUUGUCUACAACCACACUGCUGUGCAGAGCUUAGGAUGGCUGACUCCCAUCCAAGUGCUCACUGGCAUUACUCCAGACAUAAGUGUUCUUCUCCGCUUUGCAUUUUAUGAGAAGGUAUACUAUAGAACGGAGGAACCCAGCUUCCCUUCUGAUUCGCCUGAAUCCAUUGGUUAUAUGGUAGGCAUCGCCGAGCAUGUUGGUCAUGCAAUGACAUACAAGAUCCUCAACCCGGAGACAAACAAAAUCCUGUUUCGGUCUGAGAUCCGCUCUGCAGCCUCACCCAAUGACCCCAACAAACGUCUUGAUCCAUCUGAUGGGGAGGAGUUGCCAUCCCCUACAGUAAUCAAAUCCAAAUCAGACAAUGUCAAAUCUGUUGUUUACUCUAGUGAUGAUGAGUCAGAUAAAAAGGACGUUGUUGUCGAGAACAAAGAUCUCAUUGGUCGUACCUUUCUCAUGCAACCCAACGAAGAAGGACAUGUACAUCGUGCCAAGAUCGUGGAACUCAUCGAUAAGCACAAUGACAAGACAACCAACAACCCAGCACAUCUCAAAUUCCGUGUCUGUAUCAACAAUGACCAGUAUGAAGAUGUGAUGGCCUACAAUGAGAUUUUGAAGAGACUGGAAGCUGAUGAAGAGAAUCCAAUUGUUUGGAAGUUCAAGCGAAUCGUGUCACAUCAAGGACCACUUUGA
Molecule: messenger RNA, 2949 nt
Organism: Cylindrotheca closterium
Lineage: Eukaryota; Bacillariophyta; Bacillariophyceae; Bacillariales; Bacillariaceae
Source: the annotation of a GenBank genome assembly